UCGCAGGAACUCCGUCCUCGCCCUGUCCACCACCACACACGCAGAAAUGGCUUCCCCUCAAUCCCUCCUGAUGAUGCCGCCUUAAUUAGCGGCCUCGCUCGCUCGGAAGUUCCUCUUCUCAUCGGUGAUACGGAGGCGGCGGCGGCGGGGAUUGGGAUGAUGGCGUCGGAGCCGGCCGCGCGGGCGGUGGCGGAGGAGGUGGGGCGGUGGGGGAGCAUGAAGCAGACGGGGGUGAGCCUGCGGUACAUGAUGGAGUUCGGGUCCGUCCCCACGGAGCGCAACCUGCUGCUCUCCGCGCAGUUCCUCCGCAAGGAGCUCCCCAUCCGCAUCGCCCGCCGCGCCCUCGAGCUCGACUCCCUCCCCUUCGGCCUCUCCGCCAAGCCCGCCAUCCUCAAGGUGAGAGACUGGUACUUGGACUCCUUCCGCGACAUCCGGUAUUUUCCAGAAGUGAGGAAUCACGAAGACGAGGUUGCUUUCACGAAAAUGAUUAAGAUGAUCAAAGUGCGGCACAAUAAUGUGGUUCCGACAAUGGCUUUGGGAGUGCAACAACUGAAAAACGAACAGUUUAGCUCAAAGAAGCUUCCCCCAGGAUUUGACGAGAUCCACGGGUUCCUUGAUCGAUUUUACAUGUCGAGGAUUGGUAUUCGCAUGCUGAUAGGGCAGCAUGUGGCUUUGCAUGAUCCUGAACCAGAGCCUGGCGUCAUAGGCCUCAUUAAUACAAAGUUGUCCCCCAUACAGGUAGCUCAAAUUGCCAGCGAGGAUGCACGUUCCAUUUGUAUGAGAGAAUACGGAUCAGCUCCUGACAUCAACAUUUAUGGAGAUCCAAAUUUUGCAUUUCCAUACGUUGCAUCACAUCUUCAUCUCAUGCUGUUUGAACUGGUGAAAAAUUCCCUUCGUGCAGUGCAGGAAAGAUAUAUGAAUUCUGAUAAAGAUGUUCCUCCUGUCAGAAUUAUAGUUGCUGAUGGAACAGAGGAUGUUACUAUUAAGGUUAGUGAUGAAGGUGGUGGAAUACGAAGAAGUGGGCUCCCUAGAAUUUUCACGUAUCUCUACAGCACUGCAAGGAAUCCACCUGAUAUAGAGGGCCCUAGUGAAGGGGUAACUAUGGCUGGAUAUGGUUUUGGACUUCCAGUUAGUCGCCUUUAUGCUCGGUAUUUUGGUGGCGAUCUACAAAUCAUAUCCAUGGAAGGAUACGGCACUGAUGCUUACCUGCACUUGUCACGGUUGGGAGACUCAGAGGAGCCAUUGCCUUAGUGAGUUAGUGGCCUCCCUGUUCUGAUACAAUAUCUGUAAUUAGGUUGCUCUUGUUUAUUGUAAUCCAUUUGCUGGUUUGCUAAUAUUGGUUCAAGGGCCAGCCAUCUAUAGCCGUUUAACAUGUUAUCCUUUUAGCUGCCAUGGUUUCACCGUUUCAGCGUCUUUGCCGCCGUGUCCUCCCUGUCUCUGCCCACCCCACCCCAAAGCUUAGAUGCCCCAAACAUUUUGUCUAGCUCCACCUGUCUGCAGUAAAUCACUUUCAGACCCACGGUCGAAGCUAACAUCAUAUGCUUUUCCUACAAAAAAAACAUGUCGCAGAUAGCAUCCUAGGAAGCCGCUUGCUCAUUAACCUUUCUGGGACGGGAGAUCUCGAAUAUGUAUGCUUUACAAGCAGCUUUUCAUGUCAUACUAGGUCUUGCUUUUUACUGCUUUCGCUCCGUGUG
Molecule: messenger RNA, 1694 nt
Organism: Brachypodium distachyon (stiff brome)
Lineage: Eukaryota; Viridiplantae; Streptophyta; Magnoliopsida; Poales; Poaceae
Product: pyruvate dehydrogenase (acetyl-transferring) kinase, mitochondrial
Exons: 6
Coding region: 157-1251 (364 amino acids)
Biological process (GO): protein phosphorylation; regulation of glucose metabolic process
Cellular component (GO): mitochondrion
Molecular function (GO): pyruvate dehydrogenase (acetyl-transferring) kinase activity
Source: RefSeq, a predicted model, not a curated record